Messenger RNA from Acanthochromis polyacanthus (spiny chromis), 2192 nucleotides. It is a transcript of the gene meioc, whose product is annotated as minamoto. The coding region runs from base 651 to 2192 and encodes 513 amino acids. The record is from RefSeq and is a predicted model, not a curated record. Gene Ontology annotation, cellular component: cytoplasm; nucleus. NCBI's taxonomy places the organism in Eukaryota, Metazoa, Chordata, Actinopteri, Pomacentridae. The transcript has 4 exons. Gene Ontology annotation, biological process: male meiosis I; mRNA stabilization; meiotic cell cycle.
UUCAUUCUUCUUAUGGCAAUGUGAGGGAAGUUGUGCAACUCUAAGAACAUGGCUUUUUGCUCUAAGGAAACCUGAUAACGCUGAUUGUGACGGGGAGACUGACCUGCAGAGUUUAGUGUCAAAUAUUUUGGAUGAAGGAGAUUCACAGGGCAGCUACUUCAGCCAAGGGUAUGUCAAGGUUUGAAAUUUCCACAGAUUUUGGUUUAUAUUACAGUAUGUAUUGCAUGAUUUUUGUCAGAGUUGAUUAGUAUGUUUUACUCUUUGAAAAUGAAUAUAUUGUUUUAGUGAUCUCUGGCAUCAAAAUCCUUAAUUGUUAUUUUAGGAGCCUACCUACAUGCAAUCCCAUCUGGUCUCCAACAACACUGACAGAAGAACUGCUACAGCAUUUUCAAUCAGAAGGUGACACACAGCAUAAUCCUUCUUUUCCAACCCAAGUAUCCCAUGAGACUUUCAGUAAAACACAACAACUGCCGGUGGACAAAGAUAUUGAAGAGUUGAGUGAACAGUCCAAUGGCUUUGCUACCAAUCAAGAAUGGCUUUUUAAUUUGCCUAAUGGAGACAGCUACUGCUGCCCUCCCCAGAGGCUGCCACCAGCUCUACCAUUGCCCAGUGCAAGAAGUACCUACCCAUCACAGAAACAACCAGUCGGCAUGUCAGCUUAUAAUGACAGAGGGCUCGGACAACCUGUGAAUAAUUUUCUCAACCUCAGUGACAUAUUUAGACCUCAAAAUGAAAUGAGCAGCACCAGCUUUGAUCCUUUCUAUGAAGACCACUCGAUCCAGAGCAGCGUAAAGCCCAUUUGUAAUGAGCAGUAUGUGCCAGAAGACAUAAACCAGCUGGUCAGCAGUUUUCAGUCAUUCAUGGCUGAUAGCGUAUGUCGUGGAGACUUUCCAAAUAUGCACAAGCAGGCAUUGGGCAUGCACAGUGAAGAUAGUCUGGUUGAAGAAUGGAAAACUACUAGCCCUUCGAUGUCGACACAAAGUACUCCUGCAAUGCAGAUCCCAAAACAGCUGGUGGGAGAAUUUGGGACAGUGCAGAGGGAAAGAAGUGAAGGAGUGAGGAAACAAAUAUUUAAGCGUCAUGCUUUUCAAGAUCUACCAGAUUUCACCUCUCAAAACCCAGAGUGUUUCCAGCAAUCAAAGCAAUUCUCUGCAACUUUAAACUUCCCAAAUCAAUACCAAAACAAGAUGACAAUGCACAGAGAGAACAUUAACGUAAGCAUGAACCAAUAUUCAAACCAUCAUAUCCAGCAGAGCCAGAUACAGAACAAGAUCAAGCCACAGAUGCAGAAGGAAAAAAAGAGGCUGCAUAUGUCUGGACUACAGGGAGAAGUCUUCUCUUGGAGGCCCCAGACCAAUGCUCAUGUGAGAGAAGGGGAUAAACAGCACUUCUCACAAAGCCCAUACUUUGACUUCCAGGGCAGCAUGCAGUCUCAGAGAUUUGAUGGAGGAAACAGCAUGUUCAGUGGAGGGAAUGCACAGCAGGUCAUGCCUUUCAUGUAUCCUGUAAAUGACCUCAGGAGACAGUCCAACAUGUCCAUCAACUCAAACUUCCGCUCUAGAUCCACAUUACCCUACGGAAGUGGUGUUCCUGGUGCUAAUGUGGAUAAUGUAAUGUCAGCCAAUGAGUCUCCAGCUUUCAAGUCUUAUGUGGGUGACAUAAGGACCCGCAGAGGAGAGAGAACUCCUCAUGUCCCAGCCUCAGCCAUGAUGACUUCAGUGAUGAUGAAUCAGGGGGGACCUGCGAUCCAGCCUUGCUUCUACCUGGACGAGUGUUAUGAGCAAUGGAGGCGUUUGGAGAAAGAGAGAAAGAAGAUAGAGGCCAUCCUUAAAAAAACAUUUUUUGGGAAAAGGCCUGCAGCAGUGACCAACAUUAAUCUACCCAAAACUCCACCAAACCCCACAAGAAUCGACCACCUGAUUGUUAAUCAGACAAGAGAACAAGCAAAGGUGGAAAGCCUUCUGGAACGAAUGGAGUGUCUGUGUAGCACUCCCCUACACAGCAACAUCCACACAGCACUGAAGAGGCAUCAUAUGGCCAUUUGCAUCACGCAGGCAAGAUGCAUGGAGGACACUGCAAACAUGACCAAAUAUCUGCGGCAGAAACCUCAUUUCACAGAGGACAGAGAUGACACUGCCAAAGCCUGUCAAGAUGCAGAACCACCAUGUUACCAAGGAGGACACAUGCAGUGA